AAUACACUCAAUGAUUAAAUAAACAGAAGUUGUUCUAAAAGAAAAAUUUCCCCUUUAAAAAAAUAUCAGUCGCGGAAAGCUGUACAUUGUGUAGAGGAUAUAAUUCAUUCGGUUUUUCCACUGUCAAAAGGGAAAAGGAAAUAUGUGCGUGGGUAUCUGCAUACCUAUUGAUAACCUUAUAUAGGAAGGGAGACCUACUUAUACAUUAUUAUAUCACAAAUACUGAUACCAACAAAAAUGACUGUUGCAGAAGACCAAACUUUAGACAGAAUGAUUUCAGAAAACUCGGAAAAUUUGAGAACGGAACGACCGCGUAAACGAGGAUCUCGAGCUCAAUACGUUUCGUUUGCCGUUAACGUGUUUUUUUUGGGUGUGGUGUUUUGCUGGGUGGUUCUUCAAAUUGUUGGGGACCACCGAGACCACAGAGAUGACCCCCAAGGGUCGACACCGACGACCUCUCUCCCCGAAGACUUGUUCUAUUCCUGUUCUCCGUGCAAACCCAUGAUAAAAGCUGAUGAUGCUGACACAAUGAGGCUCGCCACGGGGAAUUCCUCCUUUGUGUGCUGUAAACGGAUAAGUCAAGAUGUCAACUUAGAGGUACCGAACAAAGGGCAUCUGCUUGAGGAAUGUCAAUCCAACAAAGAUAAUGGCGGAGAAGCAGUUGGAGCACUUCUGUACAUAAACCUAAACCUAACACGAUGCAUUUCAGGUUUGCACUGGAUGGUGGGUAGAGGCACCUCCUAUAUAAAAGGGGGCGUGGUGUAUGAGGACUCCACUCAUUAUGGCAAACUGACCGUUCCUAGUGACGGGGUGUAUGCAGUCUACAGCUACAUACAGUUCGAUUCCUACACGGGGAACAGUAACCUAGACCAUUCAAAGCCAGAUAUGCACGUGUUGUACAAAAAUGGUGACCAGCUAAUUCAGAUGAAUAAGUUCAUGCUAAGGAAACACAGUUAUAUCACCAGUCAAGUGGGGCCAAUUUUGGUGGAGUUGAAGGCCAGAGAUUCAGUCCAUGUUGCUGUGGGCUCAAUGGGCAGGUUUAUUCACAACAGUCCUCAGUCCAGCGUGUUUGGGAUGUAUAAGUUGUGAAUCACGUUCGGAAAACUAUGACACUAUUGGAGAAUCCCUAAAUUUCCGAUUGAAAUACGAUCCUUUUUGCUGCUAACUAGGACUUGCCCGAAAGCUAUUAACCGAGAAUAUACUUCAAACAUUUAUUU
This is a messenger RNA of Magallana angulata, 1217 nucleotides long. RefSeq lists its product as uncharacterized. Gene Ontology annotation, molecular function: tumor necrosis factor receptor binding. Gene Ontology annotation, biological process: immune response. Gene Ontology annotation, cellular component: membrane. The record is from RefSeq and is a predicted model, not a curated record. NCBI's taxonomy places the organism in Eukaryota, Metazoa, Mollusca, Bivalvia, Ostreida, Ostreidae. The coding region runs from base 238 to 1089 and encodes 283 amino acids. The transcript is spliced from 4 exons.